Molecule: messenger RNA, 693 nt
Organism: Drosophila biarmipes
Lineage: Eukaryota; Metazoa; Arthropoda; Insecta; Diptera; Drosophilidae
Exons: 1
Coding region: 1-519 (172 amino acids)
Source: RefSeq, a predicted model, not a curated record
AUGAGUGAUAUGAAAUCGAUGGUAAACAGAAAGAGACCUCUGCGAUCGCAGUCUGAGACCAACACGAAAUGCAGUCGAGCAGCACUUUUGGAGCCCCAGCGCUCCAGAUCCCAGGACAGUAGGCAAGUGACUAGGGAGUCUCAACCUGAUUCACUUAGGGAAGCCUCAUCUCAAUCAGUUCUGGAGGAGGUGCCAUCGAGAAGGAGUUCCAUCACCACCAUCGGCAGUGCUGACCUAUCUGAAUCCAACUCUGAAACUUCUGGCUAUACGACCGAGAGCAGUUAUCAAACGGCCCCAGGAUACGAGCGCCUUGCACAAACUAGUUCCUACGCCAGUGUCCAGAAUUCCGCGACAGCGAAUUACCUCCGGGAGAUUCACGUGGCCAUAGACGCCUUGGCCAACCACGAGGAGAUUCAGUCCGUUCACCGGGAUCUAAGGGAAUUGCUGACCAACGAGAUGGCACUGGUCGGAGGCACAAGUGGUCCAGUCAUCUAUUUAAUAGCAUAUAACUAUAUGUAGUCAGUUUUAAAUAUUUCCCAAAUUCCAAAGUGAAAAAGUCAGCACUUCUUAAAACUGCACUUUAAGAUUUUAAGCAAGACAGAUAUAAGAUAUGUAUUAAAUAAGAAAAGCAUUCGGAGCCCAUGAACUCAGACCAGAAUAACGUGUUCUAAAAUAAAUACGUUUUAAGCUAUA